This is a messenger RNA of Alternaria rosae, 1205 nucleotides long. RefSeq lists its product as uncharacterized. Bases 54 to 1040 code for a protein of 328 amino acids. The transcript has a single exon. NCBI's taxonomy places the organism in Eukaryota, Fungi, Ascomycota, Dothideomycetes, Pleosporales, Pleosporaceae. The record is from RefSeq and is a predicted model, not a curated record.
CCUCUCAUUCCAUCUUACCAUACCCGUCCGAACUCGCUCCAGACAGAACCAGUAUGCAUACCAGCACUCAGACAAACCAUUAUUACAUCACUAUCAAUACCAUCGCCAUGUUUACCUUUACACUCUUCCCAAAACUACCCCAAGAGCUCCGCGACGCCGUCUGGCAAGCGAGCAUGGCUGCAACAGCAACCGUCGAAUUUGACGAAGACGAAUACAUGGUCACAAGCAUUUCGUCACCAGCCGCCCUCUUCACCACAUCAAAGGAGGCGCAAGCCACAGCGCUGUCCUCCUCUCUCCAAAAAUUCCCCAUCUGGGGCCCAGAAGACUGGGAAGAUCUGGCCAUAGAUCCUGAAAACACGAUCCUCGAGAUUGUCAUCAAACCGUCCAAAUCAGCCUCCCUCAACAUCACAUGGACAGACAUCUGGAGUGUGCUUGGCGACGCACUACCAGCCAUAAAACGCCUUCAUAUCUCUUGCAGCAAGCCUGAGCGUCUCGCCAGGCUGUACAUGGCAGAGGAGGCAGAAUACCUUGGUGUCGGCCAAUCCUGCAUCGAAGAAGGAUUGUUCAAUAAUGCCGAAACCGUUUCGGGUGAGCGAAAAACCCGCCAAUCACUACACACACACCUCACGGUCACUGCUAGCAAGCAUACCAUUGAAGAAAUCGACCAGAACGCCUCUGAAAACGGGGUCAGCAUCUGGAAGAUGACCAAACACACUUUUGCGGAGUUUGGGCCCGAGGCUAAAGUUUUCGCCAGCAAGGGGCUAGCGCGCGUUGAGCUCGACAAUGCCUCAAAGAUGUCCGUAAAGCAGCUUCACGAUGCUGCGAGGACCUUCGCGCUGCCCGCUGAGGAGGUGGAGAGGGAGGUGUCAGGGGUCGAGGAAGUGGUGGAGGAGAAGUCAGGGGCGGAGCUGACGGAGGAUGCUAUCGCAAAGCAUCUGGAGUAUCAGGGGCUGUGGCCGCCUAAGCCAAAGGAUUUCGACUGGGAUCCAGAGGGCAGCGUCGCGAGUGCGAAUGACGAGGCCGUUUGGAAGUGGCUGUAGUCGUUUCGCGGGACUUUUGCAUUUGUGUUGGCAGCGGAGAGAUGCGGUGUCUGCUCCUGGCUGAGGUUUGGCGUUUCGGUUUGCGCUGGUUUUCGAUGUGAGUUACUCCCGGCACCAUCAUCCGCCGCACUUGCGUUUAGUUUAGUAAUUAAGUCGUCCUCAAAA